UUCAGUCAUAUUAAAUGUCACUGCUGGAGGCAACGGGCCACGACAGCGUUAUUUAUCGACAUUAACGCUUUCAUAAAAAAACAAAUAAUAAUAAUUAUAAUAUUUUCUUUAAAAAACUUCUUCAUAUUGGAAACACGCCCUAUUGCCAGCGCCUAAUUCGCAGAGAAGACGCAGAAUGGCAGGAAAACUGCAGUUAAGAUUAAAAAUCGCACACAGAGCUGAGCUUAUCGUUCCACUCGGGGCGUCUUUGUCCAGGUGAAAUGAAAUCCUCGUGUCCUUUUUGCGUGCCCCUUUUCCCCCACCGCUCUGCGGCUGGUGCUGGGACACUGCAGAGCGCAAAUGAGCGUUAUGGGUCUGACAACAGCUGCACUUCCAGCCCGUCCAGGAGGGUUCAAGCCUCGUCUUAUAGCGCUGCUAUCAAGGGGCCUCCAAUUAAAGCCAACACAACUUCGCUUGCGUGUUUGGUGCUCGCGUGUGUGUGUGCGCGCGUGCGGUGAGGUGGAUGGGUGGUGGGAGGUUCACGUGAUAAUGUAACACGUCUUGAGAUGAAGCAUCCACACCUGCAAACCUCCCCGAGCUUUGCUAAAUCUAUUAACGGGACUGAUGUUUGUCUGUUGUUUAUGAAAAAUAAUGCCGUCAUCGAGCUUACAAAGACCACAGCUCGCUGGCGUGGAUCCAACUGGAAGGUCACGCGGCCCAAAUCUCCAAUUAAUGAACGGAUUAAUUAAAAAAAAAAUAUAUAUAGUUUUGUUGUCACCAAGUCCGCACUGCAUACUGGAAGCUGAACGCCUUUUAUUUCCUGCCUUUAUUAUUUGGGCAACAAAGCUUUCCACACCCUUUUAAAACUGACACAGAUCGUUAUUGCAGCCCCCACUGCGCCCUGCGUAAAGCAGACCAUCUUUGGAGAUAGGGAUGGAAUUUUAAAAAGCAUGAAUUUCUAAAAAUAUGCAAUAGCUGGUUGAGGUUUCCCUGUAGCGACCACCAACUGGAGGUCUCUCUCUCAUCUCGCCUUUACUUCCACGUUGCUUCUUAUAAAGCCCGUAAGAAGAAAAGCAGAAAGAAAGAGAAAAACACAAACAAAUGAAAUGCGGAGACUACACAGUUCUCGGCUGCUGUCAGAUCAACUCUCCAGCAGGUAAACAAGGUUUUGGCCUAAUUCAGCAGACAGAGAAAAGACGAAAGGCCGCGUUAAUGAAUCCUUGACAGUGGAUAAUGACUGUUUCAAAAGAGCGUUUAAAAGAGGGAGAGAGAGAUUUCUAUACAUGUAAGCAUGUGCAACGAGCUGGAGUCUGUUCGGGUUAUUUGAGUAAGGAGGCUGUUGUUACCUGGGAUACAUUUUAUUAUUUAAUUAAUUCAGUUUUUAACCAAAUCUCAUUCAUUUGGGCCAAAAACAAAUCACAUUGUUUCAAAAAUGUUCAAUUGAAUCUGUCCCCGCCCUCUAGCCUAUCACUGAUCACUGCCCCGCCCCAGACAGAACAUUUAUGCCACAAACACAAACACACUGUUGCGCGCGCGCGCGCGCGCGCGUGUUUGUGUGUGUGUUUUCGGGACCAAACCAAACACUCGGUCCGGUCCAGCUCACACUUCCCAAAAACUCUUCCAGUCUGAUGAUGAAGUUUUAUUAGAAAGUGUCUUUAAACGACACCCCGUGAGACACGUGUUUAUUCCCACUUGUGAGGACUCCCGGUGAAACCACAGAGGGCCUCAGACGCCUGCAUGGAUGCAUAUGAUUUCAUAAAUAAAUCAAAUAUAUUUGCACCGAGUUUGUGCAGCUUACGUUCCCGUCGUCUCGCCUUUAAAUGGCAGAACAAACGUAAUGAAAAUGUCAAUACCAUAAAGCAGUGGUCCAGAAUCAGGAGUUUUUGAGGGGAGAGUGACAGCUCUUUGUUACUGAAUAGAAAUCAACGGCGAUGCAGGGAGAGAGAGAGAGAUGGGGAGAGGGAGGGAGGGAGAGAGGGAGAGAGAGAGGAACUCCUCCUACCAAAUUAUUCAGACUGGGCCGGCUCUGCUCUCUUCACAAAUAGGACACGGUUCUCAAAUCCAGGCAGUCCCAACCUGACCUCCAAGCACCGAGGAACCCCGGACUGGGAAACUGGGAGAGAGAGAGAGAGAGAUCACCAAAAAGAAACAACAACAACAACACACACAAAAAAACUUUGUGUCAUUAUUUUGGCCAGUGUUCACACUCCCUCCCCUCCUCCCUCCUCAAACUCCACCACCACCACUUCCACACCGGCCUGUCGCAUCAUUUGGACUAUAUGUUUUUUGGUUUUUUUUUGGUUUUUUUCCUGGAGGAGAGACAUUCACAGGAAGAAGGAGAGCUCCUCCUGCCCCACUCAUGCUGUAGUUUCUUCGUUUUGUCCUUUUUCUUCCCGUUGCUUCUGCUGAGGAGGUGAUCUGAAUCUCUGGGGUUGUGUCUAUUUUUUUUCCUUCUUCUUCCUUGUGCCUCUUUUUAGAGCCUCAGAGCCCAUUUGGAUGCGCUGAGAGAGCGGGGCGCAGCGCUGCAGUGCAUUAUAUGGAAGUUGUGGGCUGCAAGACAGAGGCAGGCAGUUGCACGUUGCGUCCAGGACCUGGAGCCAUGCUUUUCCACGGGAUCUCCGGGGAUCACAUCCAAGGAAUCAUGGAGGAGAUGGAGAGAAGGUCGAAAACGGAGUCUCGUCUGGCGAAGGGCAUGCAGCUGAACGGAAGAGAGUCGACCAUGCCUUCUAUGAGCCCAGAGAAGCCAGCCCUGUGUGCCGGCUGUGGCGGCAAGAUUUCGGAUAGAUACUACCUCCUGGCCGUGGACAAACAGUGGCACCUGCGGUGCCUCAAAUGCUGUGAAUGUAAACUAGCGCUGGAGUCGGAGCUAACGUGUUUUGCCAAGGAUGGGAGUAUCUAUUGCAAGGAGGAUUACUACAGGUUCUCCGUGCAGAGGUGCGCGCGUUGCCACCUCGGGAUAUCGGCCUCGGAGAUGGUGAUGAGAGCGCGCGACUCCGUGUACCACCUGAGCUGCUUCACGUGCACCACUUGCAACAAGACCCUGACCACGGGCGAUCACUUCGGCAUGAAGGACAGCCUAGUGUACUGCCGACUUCACUUCGAGACGCUGGUGCAGGGACCGGACUACCACCCCCAGCUCAACUUCGCCGAGCUGGCAGCCAAGGGAGGCGGCCUCACUCUACCCUACUUCAACGGCACCGGCACGGCACAAAAGGGAAGGCCGCGCAAGAGGAAGAGUCCGGCCAUGGGGAUAGAUAUACCGAGCUACAACACAGGCUGUAACGAGAACGACACCGAUCACUUGGACCGGGACCAGCAGGCCUACCCUCCGACGCAGAAGACCAAACGCAUGCGGACCUCCUUCAAGCACCAUCAGCUGCGGACAAUGAAAUCCUACUUUGCCAUCAACCACAACCCCGAUGCCAAGGACUUAAAGCAGCUGGCCCAGAAAACAGGCCUGACUAAGAGAGUCCUACAGGUUUGGUUCCAAAACGCAAGAGCCAAAUUCAGAAGGAACGUUUUGCGACAGGAGAAUGGAGGUGUUGAUAAGGCUGAUGGCACCUCACUCCCUCCGCCCUCAUCCGACAGUGGGGCCCUGACCCCCCCCUCCAGCGCGGCCACACUAACAGACCUGACAAACCCCUCUAUCACUGUAGUGACCUCCGUCACCUCUAGUUUGGACAGCCAUGAUUCGGGGAGCCCUUCGCAAACUACCUUGACAAACCUUUUCUAACAAGCUAUCUCUAGCAGACUGAUUCUAUUUGGGUUUGUUUCCCCUUUUUCUUUCUUUUACUUUUCUUUCUUUCUUUUCUUUCUUCAGUUUCACAUUUUAUUUUUUAAAGUGACACCUUUAAGUCAAGCAGAGACAGCUCCUUGGAACAGAAAGUGCUGCACUGUGCACGCAAACAAGAGCAACAAGAGCAACAAGCAGCAGCGACCGCAUUAAGAGGAAACCAUUUUAAUGUGUAGCAUUUGAAACUGCAGAUGCAGAGAUUGACUCGGGAUGGGACGUUUUUGGAGGCGAAGGCUUUAGGAAGGAAAAAAACGAAACUUGAAGUUUGCCUGGAAAACUUAAUUUGUACAUUUGUCUUGAAUUCUGGUUAAAAAAAGAAGGAAAACGAGCCCGCCCUAAUUUAUGGUUAAUUGGUCAAUUUGGAAAUCCUAGCGCUAUUUUGCCCUCAGAUUCCUGUACAUGUAUGCACUGUGUUCGCACUAUCCGACUGAAAUAUUUUUGUUUCUGUUUUGGACUCAUUUGGGAAAAAUAAACUUGUAGAAUGUUCUGUAUAUGGGUAACUCCAGAAAACAGGCUUUAAUUAUUUCCGAAUGUUUCGGUCUUAAAGACUGAGUUGGAUGGAAUCAGAGCUACACGUGAGAAAAAGAAGACGAAGGAGAAAAAUGUGCAGAUAGGAAAGCGUAAGCAUUUUUAUCACAACUUUACUGUGACGAGGAGAGAGAAGCAAACCCCUCAAUCUGUACAGUGGUAACUGUUCAACGUGUGAUGUCGUCACCUUUUCGACAAUUAGAAACCGGCCAGAGAAAUUCGGAUUAAGGAUUGUUUUCACGACAGAGCACUUUUUGUUUUUUUGCCUUUUCUUUUUGUCGUCGUCUUGUUGGCCUCACAGAUUAACCGCGGAUAAAAAGCCUAGUGAGCGUAGAUCCACAGCUAAACUCGAUUGCACAGUGACAAUAUACUGCCCAGUGAAAAGUGCAUUAUUGUUUUUAUCAUGUUGCUCAGGGUAACGAUGUGAUCUUGGGGAAAAAAGAACAGAGCAGGGCGAGGAGUGAAGCGGUCGCGACGUAGAUUUGUAGAGCUGACAUGAACAUUCAAAUGACCUCAUAUAGGUGGAGUCGUGAGAGGCAGCCAGCGGGAAAUCACUGUCCGUGUGUUCUCCUUUCUGGCCAUAUAUUUCUGCUUUGUUUAACGACACUUGCCACUGAACAGACCAAAAAACACAAAAAAAGGGAAAAAGAAAAAAACCCAACCAUGUUUCUUCUGGCUGAAAGGUAGAGAGCGAGAGAAAAGGAAAGGGCGAGCAAAUCUUCAAUGGAGUCGACGCAUUUCGUCGCGAGCGGGCGUCACGGUUUGUUCCGUCGGGGGGCAAAGGUGGCGCUCCCGAUCUACUCGAUGAAGUAGAUGCCUAACUCAGUUCUUCUAUGUGCCUUACGCUAUAACUUGGGAGAAGUUUGUGAAAUUCAGGAUCUAUGUGUUCUUUGUUAACUGAUUCACAUCCUUUUUGGCGCCUCACUAGUUUUGUACUGUUUUGCAUCUUAUCUCCGAAGAUCUUUUUAUGGUGUAUCCUGUUAAAAAGGGGGCAGCGAUGUCACAGAAAGCAUUUGUGCACUCUUUCAGAUAUA
Oreochromis niloticus (Nile tilapia) is the source of this 5334-nucleotide messenger RNA. RefSeq names its product LIM homeobox 9 (gene lhx9). Bases 2516 to 3712 code for a protein of 398 amino acids. Gene Ontology annotation, cellular component: nucleus. Lineage: Eukaryota; Metazoa; Chordata; Actinopteri; Cichliformes; Cichlidae. The transcript has 5 exons. The record is from RefSeq and is a predicted model, not a curated record. Gene Ontology annotation, molecular function: RNA polymerase II transcription regulatory region sequence-specific DNA binding; DNA-binding transcription factor activity, RNA polymerase II-specific. Gene Ontology annotation, biological process: neuron differentiation; regulation of transcription by RNA polymerase II.